UGAGAGGCAGCGGGAGGAGGAGGAGGAGGACCAGAGCCCGCCGGGGAGCCAGCCGCUCUGGAUACGUGUCCAGCAGACAAACACAGUGCCCCACGGUAGCAGGACUGUUCCCCAGAGUCAACGCAGAGGAUGAGUGGACCCUCUCAGAACAACAAGUCAAGCAACACGGGAAGUAACCUGAUUGCAGGUGGACACAAAGAGAUGGGUGGGGGUGGGAGUAACUUCAUAGCUGGAGUCUUCAUCCAGGCCAUGAAUAAGAAGAUGAGUAUCUAUGAUGCCAUGAUGAGGGGGCUCCUGACACCUGGUACGGCCCUGGUGCUGCUGGAGGCACAGGCUGCUUCAGGGUUCCUCACCGACCCCGUGAGGAACGAGAAAUUAUCGGUGAAAGAGGCACUGACUGCAGGACUCAUUGGCAGAGAUUUUUAUGAGAAGCUGCUGUCAGCAGAGGGAGCUGUGACAGGGUACACGGAACCCUGCACAGGACACAAGAUCUCCCUCUUCCAGGCCAUGAAGAAGGAGUUCAUCGUCAAGGAGCACGCUAUCCGCCUGCUCGAAGCCCAGAUCGCCACCGGCGGCAUCAUCGACCCCGUGCACAGCCACCGCCUGCCCGUGGAGGUGGCCUGCCAGCGUGGCUUCUUUGACCAGGAGAUGUGCCAGUUUCUUUCUAACCCCGAGAAUCAAAUAAGAAGUUGCUUCGACCCCAACACGCACGAGAACCUCACCUACCUGCAGCUCCUGCGCCGCUGCGUGCCCGACCCGGACACGGGGCUGCUCAUGCUCCAGCUGAUGGACAAGGGCUCCGUGCUCUACCAGCUCACCGAGGACGCCCGGAAAGCCCUGCAGGCCGCCCGCACCACCCUCAGCGUGGGGCUCUUCCAGGGCCAGAGCGUCACCCUCUGGGAGCUCCUCUUCUCCCGCUACGUGCCCGACCACCGGAGAGAGGAGCUGCUGAAGAAAUACAAGGCGGGGAUGGUGACCAUCCCGGAGGUGAUCACCAUCCUCACCGCCAUCAUCACCAGCGCAGAAAUGGGAAAUGGAGAUCUGAGCUCAUCCACGGUAAUAGCCAACAAUGGGGUGGGAGCAUCACAACCAGUUCAGGAUACGCAUUCCCAGGAGCAGCAGUUGAGAAAGUCCUUGAAGUCUGCAACCAUCUAUGUCUCUACUGGUGAGCUCCAGGGCCAAAAUAUUUCCUUGUUGGAUCUGCUCUUUUCCAAAUACGUCCCUCAAGGGAAGCGGCAGGAGCUGCUGGAGCUCUACAGAGCAGGGAUACUGACCACAGAACAGGUGGCUACUGUGGUCACCACCAUCAUAAACAGAACAGAAGCUGCAAAUGCCAUGCCCAUGGCAAAUGCCAGAAGUCCACACAAGGCGGUGACAAGGGCAGAUGGAAAUGGAGAUGAUUUUUCAACACAAGAUGCACAACUAGAUAACAUCUUGAAGGCUACCACCAUUGAAGUCCCAGCUGGUGAGCUUCAAGGGAGGCAGGUCUCUGUGUGGGACCUGCUCUUCUCCGACUACAUCCCUGAGGAGAAAAGGCAGGAGCUCCUGGAGCUGUACCGUGAAAGGGUAUUAACUCUGGAGCAGAUGAUAACUGUUGUCACCACUCUCAUUAAGAAAAAAGAGUCUACAAGCAGAAAAUUCCUAAUUGCGGUCAAGGCUUCUGACAAGGACACUGUGUCAGCAGCAGGAGAGAAGGAUGAUGAUGUGCCCAAAGAAGAGCCAUGGGAAACAGCCUUGAAAACCACAGUCGUCGACAUGGAGGUCGGGGAGUUUCAGGGCCACCAGGUCUCUGUGUGGGAUCUGCUCCACUCCAAGUACAUCCCUGAGGAGAACAGAGAGGAGCUGCUGGAGCUGUACCAGGCAGGAGAGUUAACCCUGGAGCAGGUGAAAACUGUUGUCAGCACGAUUGUAAGCAAGGCAGAAGCAGCAAGAGCAGAGCAGAUGGCAAACGGGAGUCCUCCAAGAGCAGAGUCGACUGUCGCAGAAGCCCAGCACACCCACUUGCAGGAGGACAAGACCUGGGAAGAGGCUCUGAAGUCCACCACAGUCGAGGUGGCAGUGGACGAGUUCCAGGGGAGGCAGGUCUCUGUGUGGGACCUGCUCUUCUCCGAGUACAUCCCUGAGGAGAAAAGGCAGGAGCUCCUGGGGCUAUACUGCGCAGGGACAUUGGCCUUGGAGCGGUUAAUAAUUGUUGUCACCACUCUCAUUAAGAAAAAAGAGUCUACAAGCAGAAAAUUCCUAGUUGCAGUCAAGGCUUCUGACAAGGACACUGUGUCAGCAGCAGGAGAGAAGGAUGAUGAUGUGCCCAAAGAAGAGCCAUGGGAAGCAGCCUUGAAAACCACAGUCGUCGACAUGGAGGUCGGGGAGUUUCAGGGCCACCAGGUCUCUGUGUGGGAUCUGCUCCACUCCAAGUACAUCCCUGAGGAGAACAGAGAGGAGCUGCUGGAGCUGUACCAGGCAGGAGAGUUAACCCUUGAGCAGGUGAAAACUGUUGUCAGCACGAUUGUAAGCAAGGCAGAAGCAGCAAGAGCAGAGCAGAUGGCAAACGGGAGUCCUCCAAGAGCAGAGUCGACCGUCGCAGAAGCCCAGCACACCCACUUGCAGGAGGACAAGACCUGGGAAGAGGCUCUGAAGUCCACCACAGUCGAGGUGGCAGUGGACGAGUUCCAGGGGAGGCAGGUCUCUGUGUGGGACCUGCUCUUCUCCGAGUACAUCCCUGAGGAGAAAAGGCAGGAGCUCCUGGGGCUAUACUGCGCAGGGACAUUGGCCUUGGAGCGGUUAAUAAUUGUUGUCACCACUCUCAUUAAGAAAAAAGAGUCUACAAGCAGAAAAUUCCUACUUGCAGUCAAGGCUUCUGACAAGGACACUGUGUCAGCAGCAGGAGAGAAGGAUGAUGAUGUGCCCAAAGAAGAGCCAUGGGAAACAGCCUUGAAAACCACAGUCGUCGACAUGGAGGUCGGGGAGUUUCAGGGCCACCAGGUCUCUGUGUGGGAUCUGCUCCACUCCAAGUACAUCCCUGAGGAGAACAGAGAGGAGCUGCUGGAGCUGUACCAGGCAGGAGAGUUAACCCUCGAGCAGGUGAAAACUGUUGUCAGCACGAUUGUAAGCAAGGCAGAAGCAGCAAGAGCAGAGCAGAUGGCAAACGGGAGUCCUCCAAGAGCAGAGUCGACCGUCGCAGAAGCCCAGCACACCCACUUGCAGGAGGACAAGACCUGGGAAGAGGCUCUGAAGUCCACCACAGUCGAGGUGGCAGUGGACGAGUUCCAGGGGAGGCAGGUCUCUGUGUGGGACCUGCUCUUCUCCGAGUACAUCCCUGAGGAGAAAAGGCAGGAGCUCCUGGGGCUGUACCGUGCAGGGACACUCACCAUUCAGGAACUGGUCAACACCACCAGCAGCGUUGCCACAGACGGCAAGGAAAGGCAUCUCCAAAUGCUUCCCCAGCAGACAGUGGAUCUCCUCCAGUCUGAGGGCUCCUACAUUACUUUUGGCCAGUUCCAGGAGCAGAGGGUGUCAGUGUGGGAGCUCCUCUCCACCAAGCAAGUCUCUGAGUACAAACGAGAGGCACAUCUCGACAGUUACGGCACAGGAGGGCUGACCGUGAACAAGAUCACCAUCACCACCACCGUCAUUACAGGCCCACAGCGUAAGAAGAGACACCACCAGGACCAUUAA
Molecule: messenger RNA, 3672 nt
Organism: Tyto alba (common barn owl)
Lineage: Eukaryota; Metazoa; Chordata; Aves; Strigiformes; Tytonidae
Product: epiplakin-like
Exons: 2
Coding region: 130-3672 (1180 amino acids)
Biological process (GO): wound healing; intermediate filament bundle assembly
Cellular component (GO): keratin filament; membrane; cell junction
Molecular function (GO): keratin filament binding; structural molecule activity
Source: RefSeq, a predicted model, not a curated record